CUUGUUUGGUCUUUGUUCUUUACAUAUUUUUUUUACUUACUUAUUUUCUUGAUUAUUAUUUUUAAAAUAAUUUUUAAAAUUGAAUAUUGUCACAAAGCCCCAACUUCCCCCACUUCUUCCACCACUGUCCCGCUCCAUCGCACCCGCUUUGCUUACAUUACCAAUCCAUCAUUCAUUUUCUUUCUUCUUCUUCCGUUUCUUUUGCCUCUUUCUUUUGUCUUCUUCCUUUGAAUUUUCGUUUUUUUUUUUUUUAUGUAAACCAAACAAACAAAAAAAAAAAGAAACCAAUUUUUUUUUUUUUGUGGCUUUUAAUUUAUUGGGUCUUGUUCUACUUGUAUUAGCCGUUUCAUCUCUUCUUCACAAAAGCAUCUUCUUUCCUCUGUCAAGAUCCUGAAUCAUCGGAUCUGAAAGGGAAACUAGAGUUUCUUGAAUCUUAUUGGAAAUCUCUGGCAAAAGGUUCUAUACUCUUGUCGGUACUCUAAUUCAACCGUGAGAAUUGAAUUCAUAAUCAUCUAUACACAUUGAUAAUACUUGUUGAGGAAGAUGCUAAGUGGAAACAAUGGAAACAAUGUACCACCGGUUUUCAUGAACGAGAACCAGUUGCAAUACCAAACUAACGUACAAUCGAAUCAGCUUCAUUUGCUCAAUACCAUGGGAGGUGGAUGCACUGUUGAUCCAGUAAACUAUUUUGCUAACGAUAAUCUCGUUCCAAUGAUUCGGCAAAACAAAAGAGGAAGAGAAGCCGACAACAACUUUAGUAAUAUCCAAAGACAGCAGAAGCUUCAGAUGUCUUUGAACUAUAAUCAUAACAACAACAUUGGUGUUCGAGAAGAAGUCCCUAAGGAGAAUCUUGUCUCAACUGGUCUUAGACUAUCUUAUGAUGACGAUGAACGCAACUCUUCUGUGACUUCUGCUAGUGGUAACAUUGUAGGUGCUUCUCCUAUCCUUCAGUCGCUCGAUGAUAGUCUUAGGACUGACUUCCAUAGACAAAAAGAUGAGCUUGACCAGUUCAUCAAGAUCCAGGCAGCUCAAAUGGCGAAAGGUGUUAGGGAUAUGAAACAGAGACACAUUGCGUCUUUUCUCACCACAUUAGAGAAAGGAGUGAGCAAGAAGCUCCAAGAGAAAGAUCACGAGAUCAAUGACAUGAACAGGAAGAAUAAAGAGCUGGUGGAGCGGAUAAAGCAAGUGGCAAUGGAAGCUCAGAAUUGGCACUACAGAGCAAAGUACAAUGAGUCUGUGGUUAAUGUCUUAAAGGCAAAUCUCCAACAAGCAAUGUCACACAACAACAAUGUGAUCGCUGCUGCAGACCAAGGCAAAGAAGGGUUUGGAGAUAGCGAGAUAGAUGAUGCAGCUUCGUCAUACAUUGAUCCAAACAACAACAAGAAUAACAACAACAUGGGGAUGCAGAGGAUGAGAUGCAAAACGUGCAACGCAAAGGAAGUAUCGGUGUUGCUUGUGCCAUGUCGGCACUUGAGUUUGUGUACAGAAUGUGAUGUAAUCACUAAGAUUUGUCCUGUAUGCAAGUCUUUGAAAACUUCUAGCGUUCAAGUCUUCUUUUCUUGAAUUUGUGACCAAAAUAGAAGAAAAGAAAAGAAGUAAAAAAAAACAAGAGAGAAUUAUAUAAGUAUUUCGUACUCUUUUUAAACAAGAAUUAUCUUCAAUUAUGUAAAAUUAUUUGUAUCGGUGAGUUAUUCUGCA
Molecule: messenger RNA, 1698 nt
Organism: Capsella rubella
Lineage: Eukaryota; Viridiplantae; Streptophyta; Magnoliopsida; Brassicales; Brassicaceae
Product: BOI-related E3 ubiquitin-protein ligase 1
Exons: 5
Coding region: 544-1563 (339 amino acids)
Molecular function (GO): ubiquitin-protein transferase activity
Source: RefSeq, a predicted model, not a curated record